This is a messenger RNA of Cololabis saira (Pacific saury), 3653 nucleotides long. RefSeq lists its product as uncharacterized. Gene Ontology annotation, molecular function: double-stranded telomeric DNA binding. Gene Ontology annotation, biological process: positive regulation of DNA-templated transcription. The transcript has 10 exons. Gene Ontology annotation, cellular component: nucleus. Lineage: Eukaryota; Metazoa; Chordata; Actinopteri; Beloniformes; Belonidae. The record is from RefSeq and is a predicted model, not a curated record. Bases 263 to 1777 code for a protein of 504 amino acids.
CCACCAAGUAUUUUAUUUUGAAUGCCGCACUGUUAUCUUCCGGUGUCUAUUCUCGGAGCGCCUAACAAACAGCGAGCAACUCCUGAUGUUGCCCGUGUUCGUGGGUCCCGGUCAGAGUUGAGUCCCCGGGCGUGGACGCGCGGCUGCACGGCGCCAGCCCCGGGAGCGUGUGUGUGUCGGGUGUGUGUUUAAUCCCCCCACACUGCGGUGAGUGUCGUGUCCGCCUCCGUGCAGGUCCAGCAGCGCUGCAGUGCGCGGAGCCAUGCGGCAGUGGUGCGUCCCCGCCGCGACCCCGCGGGCGGCCCCGACCCCCGAGCGGCCGUGCGUGUCGCCGCCUCCGCCAGAUCCAAGAAUGGAGUGCUGUGAGAUGGAGCCGCGCUACACCAUCGAACAGAUCGACCUCCUGCAGCGCCUUCGCCUCUCCGGCAUGACUAAACCGCAGAUCCUCCACGCUCUGGAGUCCCUGGAGAGGCUGGACCCGGACCACCGCUCCUCUCAUUGUGACUCCCGCCUGGCCCUGUCCGGCAACGCCCCCGCCAUCGCUGCUCCGGCACCAUCCUCGUCUUCCUCCUCCUCCUCGCUCUCGCUGGCCUCUGCCACCACGCAGACCUCCGGCCUGGACGGCGCUGCGCUCUCCCCCAGCAACAGCUACGAGGCCUCGCCUCCGCCGCUCUACUCCGCCGGCGUGGCCGCGCAGCGCUCCUUCAGCUACGACAUGAUGGGAGAGGAGGAGUGGGACCUGGAGGAAAAGGUGGAGGAGUACAUGAGGAGAGACAGCAACCUGGUGAAAGAAGAGAUCAAAAGUUUCCUCAACAGUCGCAGGAUCUCGCAAGCAAUUGUGGGGCAAGUCACAGGUAUCAGCCAGAGCUACAUAUCCCAGUGGCUGCUGCAACAAGGCCUGGAAAUGAGCGACUCCAAGCGCAGAGCCUUCUACCGCUGGUACCUGCUGGAGAGGAAUAACCCAGGGUUGAGGUGCAGUGAAAGCCAGCACAGCGUGAGUCCCCAGCCCAGGGCCAGGGGAGGGGAGAGAGACAGGACGCUCACAGGGGCGAGUGGCAGCCUCCCCGACAUCCUCCCCAACACCAACCUCAACCUCAGCUCAUCGUGGAGCAGGCAGAGAGAGCUGCUGCUGCACUUGCUCCCAUGGUGCACUGCUGCCGCAGCCGCCCAGUCAGGUGCCACCUUAUCCAUGCGUUCUCUGGUGAAAGAGGAGCCAGACUGGAGGAUGGGGAUCAUGGCUGGAGACCGAGCUGGGAUGGUGGCGGGUCCUCUGAGGCUUCGUAGAGGAAGCAGAUUCACCUGGAGGAAGGAGUGCCAAUCCAUCAUGGAGAGCUUCUUCAUGGAGAAUCAGUACCCAGAUGAGGCAAAGCGGGAGGAGAUUGCCAACGCCUGCAACUCUGUCAUCCAGAAGCCCGGCUGCAAACUGUCAGAGUUUGAGCGUGUGACGGCUCUGAAGGUGUACAACUGGUUUGCCAACCGCCGGAAGGAGAUGAAGAGGAGAGCGAAUAUAGAGGCUGCCAUUUUGGAAAGCCAUGGUAUCGAGGUGCCAAGUCCAAGCUGCCACUCCAACGGUGAGGACGGAGAGAUGCCAGAGUUCACAGACCAGGUGAAUCAUCGAUUCUCAGAGCAGGAAGAGACGUCCUCCCAGAAGAUCAUGGACCAUCAGGAUCCCUCCUCGCUGGCUGCUCCAGAGGUGUCAGCCCUGCCCAGCCCCACUUCUCAGGUCACAGAACAAAAGGACGAGGAUUCAAAAAGGGAGCCUGCAGACGAGGAGUGACCCACGAAGCCAGCAACGUUUUAAAUCAUCAUAUUUAGAUUUGAACCAAACGAAAUGGAAAACAAGAAAUGCCUCUUGCUCUACCCCUGUAGAGCAUUUCAGGUCUGUGACACCCAGAAAUCAGCGGGAGGAGGGUGCUGAACUUUGCUAAGGUGCCUCAGGUGGUAAGGUACGGAACAGUAUUAGGGCCAUGAAGGAGAAAAAAUAUUUGAGAGGGGAAGAUUUGUUUUUUCGUGCACUUCGAGAAUAAAGUCUAAAUUUCGCCCUUUUUCUCAACAUUUCAACUAUAUUCACGAAAUUUUGACUUUUUUCUCAACAUUUCAACUUUUUUCUCGAAAUUGUACUUCAACAUUAAUCGACAUUUCGACUUUUUUCGCGACGUGCAUAAUGAAAAAAAAAUCUUCCUCCUCUAAAAUAUUAUUUUAUUUUUCUCCCACCUGGCCCUAAUACUCUUCUGCAGUAAGGAGGGCACUGUAUUUAUCAACAGUAAUCCUGCUUAUAUUAACGACAAGAUACAGUCUACACACACACACAGACACACACAUAUAUAUGUAUAUAUAAUAUACACACACCCAUAUUUAUAGUGCAUUCCAGAUGGUAUUAAAGGCCUCAUUUCCUUAGACGGAGCAUCAUGUAAAGGAUACCUCGCCAGUUUUACUAAGCUAAGCUUUUCCUGCUUCCUUUGCCACGCGCCUUGGUUUAGCCUUUUCGUAGCGCGACGGACGGAGGCGUGAAUGUGCUGAGCCUGCAGGUCAGGUGCGAGCGGGCGUGGGAUACGGCGUCAGUGAUGCCCCUCGGUGAAACAAGCGCCAUGUUGCUCGUACGUUUUUUGAAGAGUCCAUCCUCAAUCACGUAGACUGUUCAGAUCUGCUGAUCAACCGACGUGUGCUGUUAUUCAAAAAGCCCUGAGGAAUAACUGGAAUCUCAGGUACUCCCAAAUAUCACGGACUAAACGACGGGGAAAAAACUGCACCAAACCUCCUGUGUUGUCAUCUUCUUUGUAACUGUUAUUUAUGCUUUCUUUUUUUUGAAAAACAAAUCAAACACAACUAAAACCUAAAAUAUCUUUGUAUUUCUUUGUUAUACUGAGUGCUGCUAUUUUAACGUUUUUGUUGUUUACUGACCUUUUAAAGUUUGUCAUCAGCCAAUGAAACUAAACUAGAUACACACACAUUUCUUUUUCUCCCUUUUUUUUUUAAAUGAUCAUUUAAAAGAAUGCUAAACAAUCUGUCACCAAAUAUACUACAAGCACCUUCUGUCUGUUAGGGAGAAGCUCAAGCUUAAGCUCAAGCUAGUGUCACUGAAAAGCUGCACUUCAAAGUGAAUCUCACUCCAAGUGUAAGGGGAAAGCUUUCAUGUACAUAAUUUAAAAAAAAAUAGGUAACAAAAUAGUACAAGCUAAUACAGUAUGAGUGAAAGCACUAGUAGUUGUGUAUAACAUUGAAUAUGAGUCGCCAGCUUAUACUUUGCGUAACAUAGACCCGUAUAUUGACAGGCCCUACGCAUUCAUAUCAUGAACAAAGACGGUUGUUCUCAAAUGGCUCCAAACAGGGCACCACCACGUUGCCUCUCGAUGCCAAAGCCAUGCCGAGAAGAGCUGCAGAGCUAACUCAGCUUUUAAGAAAUGCCAUGUGGCAGCGGCAUCACUGUAGACGUACAAUUCAGAAGAUGUUUGUUGGAGGAUGUGGACAGUGUUAUGUAGCACCUUUGGCAGCGGCUUUGCCCUGUGUUUUCACCUCAAACAAUUUUCUUGUCCAGCUUUGGACAGGAAUCCCCAAAGCUGCUGCAGUUUCUUAUCCUUAUUAUUAUACUCUUAUUUCUCUCUGUCUCUCUCUCUCUGCUUUUAUCUGACGAGAAAUACUAAUAAUAAAAGUGU